AUGCAUGACAUUGGUCACUAUGACAACAUCAUGGUAUAUAUGGGCAUGGGACAUUCGAGAGUUGACAAGAAGGCGAAGAACAUGCAGCUUUUCAGAGUUCCUAUUUCCUUACCUUUACUGGUUUUGUCAUGCUGGGCAGUACUUGAUGGCGUCUAUGGAUGUACGGUUCCGGAUGAUUGCCAUCAUUCAGGAAAAUGCAUAACGGCUACAAAAACAUGUAACUGUAUCGGUACUGGAUAUACAGGGGAAACCUGUGACGAUGAGACAAAUGAAUGUAAAACCUCCCAUGCUCCCUGUGAUGAACACGCUGACUGUACAAAUACACCUGGAUCCUACAACUGUACAUGCAAGCCUGGCUAUGCUGGAGAUGGAAACACUUGCACAGAGGGAGUGUGUUCUAAGGAUGGGAAAGAAUGCCUCAAUGGAGGAAAAUGCGAAACAAGCAAGACUCCCACCACGUGUACUUGUGCAAGCGGUUACAAAGGAGCCAAUCUGUCAAAAUGCUGGAGGUACGGCGACAAUUUCAGCAUACCUGCUCUCUCUGACUGUUGUCACGUUUUUCGUCAUCCAGUAAACGACCAUUCCACGCUGACCGACACACCCAGUUUGAAACUGCGUUCUGCCAUGUUUACAGCAAAUCAAAGUAAGAAGACUAAAUUCUCCCCUGGUUACCUUUAG
This is a messenger RNA of Haliotis rubra (blacklip abalone), 678 nucleotides long. Its product is annotated as neurogenic locus notch homolog protein 4-like. Gene Ontology annotation, biological process: heterophilic cell-cell adhesion; establishment or maintenance of epithelial cell apical/basal polarity. The record is from RefSeq and is a predicted model, not a curated record. The coding region runs from base 1 to 678 and encodes 225 amino acids. Gene Ontology annotation, cellular component: plasma membrane; protein-containing complex. Gene Ontology annotation, molecular function: calcium ion binding. The transcript has 6 exons. NCBI's taxonomy places the organism in Eukaryota, Metazoa, Mollusca, Gastropoda, Lepetellida, Haliotidae.